This is a messenger RNA of Adineta ricciae, 681 nucleotides long. Lineage: Eukaryota; Metazoa; Rotifera; Eurotatoria; Adinetida; Adinetidae. The record is from the annotation of a GenBank genome assembly.
AUGUUUAAAAAUAUUCAAAUAAAUCUUCCAUUUAAUCAUCAACAUACAUUAGAUCCGAAAUUUAUUUUAAUUUUAUUUUGUGUUGAACUUGGUUCCUUAAUCUUCAAUAGUCUUCAUAUCUUUUCACCUGAACUUCAUGUUUAUAAUGCUUAUAAUGAAGUUCCUAUUGUUUAUCAAGCUUCUUCCAAAGGUUAUUCUUGUUUUUCAAAUAUAAAUUAUUGUAUUUAUGAAAAUAAACAAUUACGUUUUUUAAAAAUACUCGAUUUAAUAUUUAUUUCUUUAAUUGUCAUAAGUUAUUGUUUUCUAUUUGUCAUUUUAAUUCGUCAUUGGCAAAAUAUGAAAAUUCGUUCAAAUAUCAAAAUAACUUGGUACGCAUCGUUACAAUUAAUCAUUAUUUUAAUUUUAUCUCUUCAUAUAUUAUUACGAAUUAUUUUAUUUGAACGUGAUACAACGAAUAAUAAUCAAUGUAAUCGACAAAAUCGUUUAAUUCGUUUCGAAAAUGCAUUUAAUUAUUUUGUUUUGAGUAUUGUGGAAAUAUCUUAUUUGGCUUUUGAUUUAGUUAAUAGACAAUCAUUACCAAAAGAAGAUUCGAAUCUUGAAUAUCAAUAUUCAACACAAAUACCUGAAGUUCGUCAUCUCAAUUCUGAUCACGAACAUCGUUCUCACAAAAUUAGAAAUUAA